CUGUGUUGGGAAAGACUGAAGGCAGGAGGAGAAGGGCACGAUAGAGGAUGAGCUGGUUGGAUGGCAUCACCAACUCGAUGGACAUGAGUGUGAGCAAGCUCCAGGCACUUUGACCCAGUGCCCCAGGGCAGUGUUUGGGCAAGAAGAGCCUCUCCUCCAUCCUCUCUGCUUCCUUCCUUAUGCAGCCACAGACUUGGAGGACGCUCUCCACAGUGGGGACACCACGACGUCUGAUACUGUGCCAAGGCUGGGAGUGGGGAAGGCAGAGGGGAGACAGGCCGUGCCAUCCUCUUUGUCAACCCUUAGCCCUCACUUUUCCUGCCAGACACUAAGCUAGAAAACGUCACUCAAACGUAUAAGGAAAUUCACACAAGCCACAAGAAGAAAUCAUAACACAUUGCGGGGUGGAGAGGCGGGAGGGAGGAGGGAGGGGAUGAGCAUGGCUGCCAGGUUACCAGUCACCCUCUCGUGUUCCUACAAAGGCUUCAUUUGUUUGGCCAGUUUUGCCUCCCAGAUUCCCAUAAAACACAUGGUCCGACCUGUUACCUAACAAGGCCAGCGCCACUCGGCCCUUCCCGCCCUCUAAUGAGAACGCUGGUCUGGGAGUAAAGUGCAGACCCCGCCCCCCACCCCAGCGACGUCCCACACACGGCCUGAGCCGCCGGGAGAAGUGGGGACCCUCUCACUGGGAGCUGCUGAAGAGUCGCCACGCGGCAGCAUCGACAGGUGAAAUGAAGGUUCUAAUCUCCUCCCUCCUCCUGUUGCUGCCACUAAUGCUGAUGUCCGCAGUCUCCAGCAGCUCACACACAGGGGUCGCCAGAGGCCAGAGGGACCAACGCCAGGCUUCUGGGAGGUGGCUCCGAGAAGGAGGCCAAGAAUGUGAGUGCCAAGAUUGGUUCCUGAGAGGCCCUAGAAGAACACUCAUGACAGCGCCCAGGCUGACAAAGAAGCCAUGUCCCUGUGAUCAUUUCAAGGGCAGGAUGAAGAAAACCAGACACCAAAGACACCACAGGAAGUCAAACACGCCCUCCAAAGCCUGCCAGCAAUUUCUCACACGAUGUCUGCUAGAAAGCAUUGCUCUGCCCUUAUAGGCGCUCUGAGACCCCACCCUCCCGAUGCAACAUUCUCAGUCAACAAAGCUGUGAGUGCACCUAGAAGACACUCUUCUCCCACCUCACGUCCCCCCAUUCCUGUCCCCACUCCCUAAAUCAUCCCAAAAGCAUUUUCCCUGAGAUUAUUGCCCCCUCUAGUGCCUUCUUCAUUUUCAGUCUUUUCCUGGGGCUGCCCCUGACACAGCCUUAAGCUUACUUACCUGAAAGAAACCAAGAAUCUCUGAGUACCUAGAGCUGGUCCUCCCUGACUAUAAACACAAACAGGAAAACAGCAAACAAAAUCAAUAAAUAUACUUAAAUGUAA
Molecule: messenger RNA, 1416 nt
Organism: Cervus elaphus (red deer)
Lineage: Eukaryota; Metazoa; Chordata; Mammalia; Artiodactyla; Cervidae
Product: C-X-C motif chemokine 17
Exons: 4
Coding region: 732-1091 (119 amino acids)
Biological process (GO): macrophage chemotaxis; positive regulation of monocyte chemotaxis; positive regulation of macrophage chemotaxis
Source: RefSeq, a predicted model, not a curated record